AAGUUUUCCACGCGCGUAUUUCGCGCGUGUUUUUCUAGCAUGCGCAGUUGGCUUGUUGAGAACAUGUAAUCAUGCGAAAAUGGCGGAUAAAUCGCGAGGGCAUAAUCGCCAUGGAAGUGUUGUACGAAUUGGUUACUACAAUAUCGAAAAGACCAUCGGAAAGGGAAAUUUUGCAGUGGUCAAGCUUGCUACUCACUGCAUCACAAAGGGAAAGGUUGCCAUCAAAAUCAUCGACAAAAGUCAAUUGGACCAAGAAAAUUUAAAGAAAAUUUUUCGUGAAGUUCAUGUAAUGAAGAUGCUGGAUCAUCCUCAUAUUAUUAAACUUUACGAGGUGAUGGAAUCAGACAGGAUGAUGUAUUUAGUCACAGAACAUGCAAGCAAAGGAGAAAUAUUUGAUUAUCUAGUUGCACAUGGUAGAAUGUCUGAGAAGGAAGCAAGGAAAAAAUUCCUGCAAAUUGCAUCAGCUGUUGACAGUUGUCAUAAGCAGUGUGUUGUACAUCGAGACUUAAAAAGUUUGGGCGUGGUCCUUUAUGUGCUGGUGUGUGGCGCUUUGCCAUUCGAUGGCAGUACUCUGCAAAGUUUGAGAUCCCGUGUGUUGGAUGGCAGAUUCAGAAUUCCCUUCUUCAUGUCUCGAGAAUGCGAGCAUCUCAUUCGUCACAUGUUAGUUCGUGAUGUGGCUAAGAGGUACACCAUGGUGCAGAUUAUGAACCACAAGUGGCUCAACGAGAUGACUGAGGAAGACAAAGCCAGCGCUCUUGCGACAGAUACGAUACCUGACUCGGAGCUCACUGAAGAAGUCUUAACAAUUAUGCAAAGCAGAGGAAUUGAUCGGGAAAAGGCUAUCCAGUCGCUUUUCAAGAAGGACUAUGACCAGUUCUCCGGUAUUUAUUUCACACUUCUGGAAAAGCUCAAAAGAUCUGCGACCUCGUCACACGAUCCUUGCGCUAACAUAACAGCCAUAUCUGGCAACGCGGGUGAUUCAGAAAUGAUGGAGACUGAAGACGAGUUGGUUGGGACUGAGAAGCCGUCUAUGAAUGUUCCUACUGUUCAAGUGACCCCUGAUUCGCCCACAAGGCGAGUGAAGCCCCUCCAGGACCAGUGGGACCUUACGCAGGAGGGUGAUGAAGAAGACGAUAAGAUGCCGGACGAGAUCCCUCCGAGCUUGAAGACCUAUCUGGAGAAACGGCGGCACACUCUGACUGCUGUGGAUCCUUUGAUGGAACCGGAGCUACGAGAGAUGCUCACUCAGAAAUUCGUCCAACAGCCCUUGAGUCCUCUUAGUCAGGCCGCUGAGGAUGCAUUCCACAGUGCUUUAGGAUUGAAUCCAGGUUUGCCGCCAUAUUCGCCCACACUGGACCUGUCUUUGGCAUACAAGGAGCAAAUUCUUCAGGUUCCCAGUGUGUUCCAGCUUAGACCGCCCUUGGGGAGAAGGGCCUCCGAUGGCCCAACGAGCUUAGCAGCCGGAAUUGCGCAGUUUAAUGCUCUUCGUGCCAUGGCUGGAUUAGGAGACGAUACUCAGGGUCAUACAGGCUCACUUAGCGGUUCGCCGUUAAACAGCCAUAAUCCACUUGUGUGUCAGUCACCGUUUUCGGUUUCACCCGGACCAUCGAGCCCUCAAAUAAGUGAAGGAGCAAACGAUAGCGGCUCAGAUCAGGAACCUGACCAAGACGCCAUUGCACGGUACAUGGCGUGUCGAGGGGCACGGCAACGUCACACCUCACCUAAUGAAAUGCCAGAUGACAUGCUUCAACUGCGGUUAUUACAAGUGCCGUUGAAAACCAGACGGACUAUGUUUCCCCCAGCAAGGGACCGCCCAGGACGGGAGGGAUUCAUAACUACCCCCACCGGGAUUCGAUACAAUGGGUCAAGACGAGCUUCAGAUGGAGCUGCUUCGGUGCUAGCCUACAAGCAGCAUAUGGAGCGCAUCAGCGGUAGCGGGUCCAAACGAAACAGCCUUCGUGAGCUGCAAGAAGAGUGCCUGCAACUCCAGCAGCAAUAUGGCCGAGUUGCUGAAGCAGAACAGCAGCGUAGACAACAAGAACAACACGAGCUUCAUCUGCAGCAGCAGUUUUACAGCAGAAGGGCUUCUGACAGUGCUGACUCAUUAGCCGCCACACUCGCUCAGUUCCAGCAGCAGUACGCGCCUGCUCAUACGAGUCAAGAGUUGGACUUGGAUGGGCAAAGAGCAGAAGUACUGCUCCAGAGUUCCGUGGAAGAUUUGGAGGAAAUUCCAGCCCAAUCGUCGAUGGAGCACCAAGAUCUUCUUCACAAGGAAAUGCAACGGUUGAACAUUGAACACUGCACUCCAUCACCUUUCGACUCCGCAGGGAUUAUCCAUUCCACGUCUGGUGGAAUAGGUCCGGAUCCUUCUGCUCUUUCCACUCUGGCACAAAAUCUUGCCACGAACUCGCCAAGAAAUAGUCUUCUUAUCGAGGACUCGUCGCCUGCAUCUUCUACAGAGACAUCAAAUUUUCUCUCGCAGAAUGUUUUGUCGACGCAAGCAAACACGACCUCGUUUCUAUCCGAUGGCGUCGCAUUGUCGUCUCCAGUUCCUUCGCCACCGCCGUCACCCCUUAUAUCAGCAGUACCCCUCAAUCAGCGGUAUCCCAUACCUAACAUCACCACUACUACCUCAAGGACUGCGUCAAACGGUAGCUUGGCGGAGACAGUAGCAGAUACGGGAACCAUUCCGCCAAUUCCCACUAGUUUGCCGGCUGCUAUGUUAGGAAAUUCUGUUAUAAAUGAGAAUGAUCUUGAAGAGUUGGCUAGGGCUAGUAGAUGGGGACUCGGCACGCUGCCCCUAAGCCCUGCAACACUUCUCGGGACAAUCGGGACAAAUCCCACGGCUGCGUUGCACACGGGAAACGUCGGGCAGCGAUCGCCCAUGCAUCACCGUCGACAUCAUACGGUACCUUCGGCGCAAGAUGCAUGGAAUUCUAUGGACUUGCUCAGAAGGGCGACCGCCAAUAACGUUUUAUCGCAAAACCAAGCUAGGGACAUGUUAAACAACAAUAUUAAUUUGGAAGAAGGGCUAGGAAUUAGGGACGGUCUUCUAUAUAGAACUUUUUCUCCCAACGGAACAAUCCAUCAAGACUCUUUACUCAAUUCGCUUAGCAAAGGAGAUGGUUCGUCUGACUUGGCGCAAACGAACACCUUGCGUAUGGCAUUUUCUGUUAAUAUGACUUCUAGCAAGUGUAUCCCUGAUAUUAUCAGUGAAAUAAGGAGAUCGCUGGAUCAGCGGUCGGCCAAGAUUGCUUACGAACAGUCGGAGCAGACAUUCACCCUACAGCAGGGGGCUGUUUGUGCUGAAAUUGAAGUCUGCCCCCUCCGGGAGAAUCUUAACGGAUUGCGCUUGCGACGAGUCAGCGGCAACCAGUGGCAUUACAAGAAACUUUGCAACGAGGUUCUAGCGGGGAUGAACCUGUGACGUGACAGAAUGUGUACUGCACGAAUUGAAUUAAUAAUUAGGUUUUCUUUAAAACAAAGAUUGCGUGACAGUUGACGUGGAGGGAGUGUAGCGCAAUACACUCAUCUUUCACUUGCGUGACUUUGAGGUAAAGUGCUUUUAUCGUGAAUUUAUUUCUUUGCUGAAGAAGAAGUUAUACCCUAAAUUAGGAGUAGAUAAUUUGUCUUACAUAGCUCAAAAGUAAAAGUUGUUCUCUUUCGUUUUCGUUGUAGGAAAGUUUUUUUUUCCUUCCUCUCUAUUCGUUAAAGUCAAAAAAUGGUUCACGAGAAGUGUUUGGUGCUUGCAAAUCAAGCGAUCCAUCUUUAGUUAUCAUUAAGCCGAAUUUUCCAUUUGGAAAUAAUUUUCUCGAAAUUAACGUUAAAUACCGAUUCUUUAUCCAGAAAUUACAGAACUGAUUGAACGCCCCUUGUAUUUUCACUCCGUUUUCCAGUAAACAUGUCAAGAGAAUCCAACGGAUAUUUGCUUAAAUUUACUGCAAAUUCUCUAAAUUAUUUAACAAAGAAGCAUAAGGUUGGUAGAAAGGAAAAUGUUUUGACCAGAUUUGCUGAGACAAAGGACUAAUUGCGAAAAUAUAAGGGAACUCAAGCUCUCAAGAAUUCUCCCAUCUCCCUCCCCCUCAUCUGUCUUUCCUUUUCUCCUCUUUCUGACUGUCUGCUUGACAGUAUUGCAAAAUUUGACUAGAGCACAGACAAGUGCAAACUUAACAGCCGAGGACUGGGGAGAGUCGAGAAGAGAUGAGACAGGCUCAUGUGGUUUAGGUCGACGUGAUGUGGUUUGGAUUUCUUUCAAUUUGUCCGUUAAAGUGCUCAAAAAUCGUUUUAAGUAAAGACGCUUUUUAGCUCAUUUUCCCUCCAGUCAACAGGUCUCUAUUAAUUAAGAAGCCUCUGUUCUUUAUUUCCUAAAUUGUAUUUUGCGAAAACUGACUGGAUACCGAGAUAUUUGGUUUGUCGCGAGAUUGCAAACUGCAAAAAAUUUCACAUAGAGAACGGGCCAAUAAUCGUUGUUUUUUAUGCAGAAAAGAGCGUUUUGCCUUAUCUGGUUCACUGUACCUUUGCACUGGACCCUUUGAUCAAAAUAAUGCUUACUUGACUACCCUUAAAUGCCUCGACCUGGAAAAACAUUGCUUAGAAAAACAAGUUGUCUUUGUCCCGAGUUUCUUACCGUAGCGGUUUCACCUGCAUUAGUUGGUGCUCAUUCUGUGUAGAAAAUUCCUAGGAAUGAAAUAAAUUUUGCCUAAAAUCGUUUGCACUUUGAUUUUAAUCGCACCACAAGCCCCGGCAGAGGUCACUAUCAGUAGCCACUGUCUAAGGAUCGAAAAGCUUCCGGAGAUUGUAGGUAGCUUCUUGGAAAAAUAUUCCAAUUUUUUCACCCGCAAAUGGCUUGUUUUUGCGAUUAAAGUUGAAGCGUGGUAAAUCUCGGCAGCGUAUAAAUAGAUGUACAAUAAUGAAAUCCUUGCUUAGCCAAGUCAAAUAAUGUAAUAUAUUUUCCUUCCGAGAAAUAUCACCAAGGUUAAAACACCAUAGAGUCUUUGUACAAUAAAAGAGUAUCGAUGUACCUCUGA
Molecule: messenger RNA, 5027 nt
Organism: Stylophora pistillata
Lineage: Eukaryota; Metazoa; Cnidaria; Anthozoa; Scleractinia; Pocilloporidae
Product: serine/threonine-protein kinase SIK3
Biological process (GO): intracellular signal transduction; microtubule cytoskeleton organization; protein phosphorylation
Cellular component (GO): cytoplasm
Molecular function (GO): tau-protein kinase activity; ATP binding
Source: RefSeq, a predicted model, not a curated record